AUGAAGUUGGAUUUGCUUACCGAUUUGGAUGAGAAGAGCCAAAGCAUGGAUGACAAGAUGAAGAACAAAACUCAAACAGUUGAUUCUGGUAUGGCAAGUAAAAGAAACCACAAUGGGGAGAAGUUGUCCACUGAGCUGCAGAUGAAUGAGAAAAUUGACUCGGACGCAUUGAAACAUAUGCAAUCCAAUUCAAAACUUGUCGGUCCUUUACCUAAGAAGAAAGGAAAGGCUAGCAAAACUAGUCUAUCUCAGUCUUUACCGCUUCAGGGUCUGAAAAGUGAAGCUAAGAAUGGAAAACCAUCUCAUUCAGUUUCAGUAGAAAAAUCUUUGAACAAGCUUAACGCGGCAGCACUGGCAGAAGAGGUGCAUGGCAAAAAGCGAAGAGGAUGUGGUUGCAAAAGUACUAAUUAUGAGAUUCCACAAGUACAGAAGAAAGCAGCUGAGGCCAUCAUAAAUCAGAAAUUCAUUGAUGAAAAGUACAUCAGGGCAGAUGGGGUGAACUACCAGUCUAGACAACUAUCAGAUGCAUUAGAGAUUUUGAAUUCUAAUAAAGAAUUAUUCAUAAAGCUCCUACAGGACCCGAAUUCUCUUCUAGCAAAACGUAUUGAAGACCUCAGAGAGUCUCAGGCAGUAAAACAUCAGAUUAAGUCUCCCUCUGACGAUGAUUCCCAUUUUUCAGACAGAAUAGUAGUUCUGAAACCGGGUCCAAAUAACAUGCAAAGUGCUGAAGACAAUGUCAAUUGUUCCUCUCUGCAAUCUUCUUACAGCUUGAGAAAUAACCGUCAGAGUGAAAUGCCUGCAAAUUUUUCUUUUAGUCAGAUAAAGAAGAAGUUGAGACAUGCUAUAGGGGUAAGCAGAAAAGAGCAAUACUCUAAGCCAAUGGAUAAUACAUUACAUAAAUCUCCCUUCGAAGGCUCAAAAGAGGAGUGUAAAGGAAAAGGUGUUGAGAUCAUUAGAAGAAAUUCACCUGGUGGAGGAAUGAUACUAUCUCCUCUUGACAUCAAGAAAAGAGACAACAUAAGCUGGGGGAGAGAAUGUGGAUCACAUAUUCAGUGUGAAACUGCAUCAACCAGUGGAAGUGAUCUUGGGAACUCAAACAUUUCGGUUGGUCACCAUCCUAGGCGAAAGGAAUCUGAAAGUUCUUUGGAGGCUAGGUUGUUGGAAUUGUUAAAUAAUGGAAACAAGGAUAGAAGCCAUGAAAAGCAGGAUCAGAAAACCCUGGAGAGGGUGAUAUCAUUUCCUGAGUACGACUUCUUACCUACACGUAGUCCUGUAGGACUUUCACCCUACAGCAAUCACCAACUGUUAUAUGAGAACAAGUGGAGGCUUCAGAAAGAAAAGAUCAGCUGCUCAAGUCCUACAGAGAAUAAACACACCCUGCACCAAGGAGAAACCAAUUCUUUAGAAGUACCCUCUGAAUCAGAAAGCGCUUGCAGAACUGGUACUAUGAAAACUGUCCACCGUGGAGAAACUAAUUCUUCGGAAGGUCUAAGAACAUCCGAUUGCAUUGAAAAGUCUAUUACCAUGGACACUAAUGAUACCAUAUACCAAAGAGAAACUGACCCUGCAGAGACAGUGUCUGAACUAAAUUGCAAAGACAAGGCUCUUGAUUGGAGUACAGAUAAAGCAAAUAUGUUCGAGGAAGAUGAAUAUUUUAAGACCUCCAUACAGGAGCAGCCAUCUACAUCUUCACCUGAUGUUUUCCAGUCACCUCCACGAAUUGAGAGAGUCGAAGAUUCUGCUAGCAUCGAAGAUAAAGGAGAGCACCCAAGUCCAGUAUCUGUACUCGAGCAUUUUUUUGUAGAUGCCAUAUCUGAACCUGCUGAAGAGCACCAUUCUGCUCCUCUCAUGAGGUCCCCCGCGGACCCUGACACUAGUUCCUCUUCUUUGAAUGAACAUGAAUUGAUCUCCAAGUAUAUUCAGGCAGUUCUGCAAGCUGCAAGCUUAGAUUGGGAUGAAAUUUCAAUGAUGUGCGACUCAACAGACCAACUGCUUGACCCGUUCUUGUUUGACACAGUAAAGCUGCAGGCAAACCAGCUCCAUUGUGAUUGCAUGCUCCUCUUUGACUGUAUAGAUGAAGUCCUUGUGGAUGUAUACCGCAGUGAUCUACGAUAUUUCCCUUGGCUGUCAUUUAUCAAGCCAAAUGUUCGACAACUUCCAAUUGAGGAAACUGUGAUCAGUAAGGUGAUGAAGUACGUUGAGUGGCACAACUCACUUCAUCCAACACCCCGGACAAUGCAGCAGGUUGUUGAGAUGGAUAUGGCACGGUCUGGUACAUGGAUAGAUAUUCGGAAGGAUGCUGAGGAUGUCAUUUUUCAGAUGGUAGAAGAUGUUUUAGAAGAGCUGAUAAUAGAAACCAUAGUUUAGCAGCUGCUGCACUGGACCAAGGGAAUUAGUUGAGCAUCAGUAAACAACCGGAUGUUAAGUUAUACUUGAAAUGCCUUCGGAUUCCUUAAGCAGAUCAAGCAAACACAGUUUCACCACAACAUGGGGAGAUGAUCAUAUCUUUACGGCCAAAUGUACAUAUGAUCCCUUUGCAGCUCUGCGGUACACACCCAUGAAUCAUUACAAGGCUCAAGUGUCCUGUAUAUUGUGUAUAGUUUAUAUAUAUAAUAUAUUAAGCUUGUUAGAGGUACUAAACUUUUUAGCUUUACAGAAAGAUCUUACUGGGGUCAGUUCUAUAUGUUUGGAUAGCUUGAAUCUGCUGUGCACUUGUUUCUUGUUGCCCCACAAAUCCAAUUUACAGUUAAAGAAAAGGAAUAAUAUUACAGG
This is a messenger RNA of Fragaria vesca subsp. vesca, 2772 nucleotides long. RefSeq lists its product as uncharacterized. Bases 1 to 2367 code for a protein of 788 amino acids. The record is from RefSeq and is a predicted model, not a curated record. The transcript has 5 exons. NCBI's taxonomy places the organism in Eukaryota, Viridiplantae, Streptophyta, Magnoliopsida, Rosales, Rosaceae.